AUGGCAUUUAUACAAAAGCUUGCACAAGCGAUAGAAUCAGAAUUCCCAAAGGAAAGAGCAGACAGUUCCUGGGACAACACAGGGAUUCUUCUAGAAUUUGAUAAUACAAAAGAAAAUGCUUUACUCUGCAUAGAUUUAACAAAAAGUGUUCUAGAAGAAGCAAUUGAAAAGGGGGUGCAAACAAUUUUAGCGUACCAUCCACCAAUAUUCACUCCACUUAAGCAGAUAAAUCAAGAGAGUCCCAUACUGUACACAUGUAUAAACAAAAGAAUAUCCAUAUACUCACCGCAUACAGCACUAGAUGGAGGAUUAAAUGGGAUAAAUCACUGGCUAAGUACACUCAUCCCAGAAACAGAGCACAUAAAUACAUUCGGGUAUGUACAAACGUACAAGAAUAAAGUACCAAUUAAUGACAUACUUAAAUCACUCACUACAUCAUUAGGCAUACGCACUGUAAGGUACGUCCUAGGGGACACACAUACACUAUCAACAGUUCCCGUGAGUGUUUCAAUAGGAGCAGGUGCAUCCAGCCGCAUACUAAAGAAGUACAUUACAUCUGAGCAGAGUAUAAGGAGUACCUCUAAUUCUCCAUCAUUAAUAAUCACAGGAGAAUCCUCCCACCACGACUUACUCUACUUUCAGAGAAUGAACGCGUCUGUGAUUAUUUUAGAGCACUCCAGGAGUGAAAGAGGAUUUCUUCCAACUUUAUACGCCCACAUAAAAGAACUUCUACCCUCUGCAGACAUUUACAUCUCACAAGAAGAUAAAGAUCCAGUUGAAUUCUACACGCAAGAAUAAAGA
This is a messenger RNA of Nematocida parisii ERTm1, 801 nucleotides long. RefSeq lists its product as uncharacterized. The transcript has a single exon. Gene Ontology annotation, cellular component: cytoplasm; mitochondrion. Lineage: Eukaryota; Fungi; Microsporidia. The coding region runs from base 1 to 798 and encodes 265 amino acids. The record is from RefSeq and is a predicted model, not a curated record.